GUUCAUGAUUAACAAAUCAGGACCCACCCAAUGAGGUGGCCUCCAGGGCCUGGUUUCCAGAGGCGGUGCUGGCCCUGCACAGUCUUCCUGAAUGCCAGUCAGAGCUGAGGGAGGAGGCCACCCUGGACAUUGGAGGCUUUGGAGGUGACAGGGCUGCCUGGAAGGGGUGCAGGUGCCUAGCUCUCUCUGGUGUUCUUUGAGAUUCAGACACACAAGUCUCCAUGGCUCCUUACCGCAUCCGCAAAUAUCAGGAGAGCGACCGCCAACGUGUCCUGGACUUGUUCUCCCAGGGCAUGAUCCAGCACGUCCCCACCACCUUCCGCCACAUCCUGAAGCUGCCUCGAACACUUGUGUUCUUGCUUGGGGUGCCCCUCACCCUAUUCCUGGUCUCUGGGUCCUGGAUCCUGGCCCUGGUGUCUGGCCUCACCCUCCUCGCUGCCUUGAGGUUCCUUGCCAAAUACCCCUGGACUGAGUAUGUGGCCCACAGUUUGCACACAGACAUGUCUGACAUCACCAAAACCUACCUCAGUGGGCCUGGCUCCUGCUUCUGGGUAGCUGAGUCUGAGGGGCAGGUGGUGGGCACAGUGGGAGCUCUGCCUGUGGAGAAGCCCACCCUGCAGAAGAAGCAGCUGGAGCUGCUUCACUUAAGUGUGUCCUUGGAGCACCGGGGCCAGGGGAUAGCAAAAGCCCUGGUCAGGACUCUCCUUCAGUUUGCUCGGGACCAGGGCUACAGUGAGGUUGUGCUCAGCACCACCAUGCUGCAGUACUCGGCCAUAGCCCUCUACCAGAGCAUGGGCUUCCAGAAGACGGGCCAGCACUUCCCUUCCAUGUGUGGCAGACUACUCGCUAUUUCUAUAUUUGAUUUUACCUAUCAGCUCCCUUCUGCUCAGGUCUCUCACGCACCAUAGCAGAAAGGGGACCUGUCAUCUGUAGCCUGGUGCACCUGUCAGGACAGGAUGGGCCCUGUAGCAGUAACAAGCUGACUCUGAGUUCUCACUGUAACAAUAAAAGCUUUUAUUUGUAAACAUCAAAGCCCCCGGGGGGUGGGGUGGGGGUGAUUCUGCUCCUUUCCGUCUUUUUGGGUCAUCACUGUUGCAUUGAUCUAGUGACACAAACGUUGCAUAAAAUCAAUCACAAAAGCAUAAUAAACAUUUACUCAGUUUGUGA
This is a messenger RNA of Phyllostomus discolor (pale spear-nosed bat), 1167 nucleotides long. RefSeq names its product N-acetyltransferase 8 (putative) (gene NAT8). The coding region runs from base 222 to 908 and encodes 228 amino acids. The transcript is spliced from 2 exons. Gene Ontology annotation, molecular function: N-acetyltransferase activity. NCBI's taxonomy places the organism in Eukaryota, Metazoa, Chordata, Mammalia, Chiroptera, Phyllostomidae. The record is from RefSeq and is a predicted model, not a curated record.